Parastagonospora nodorum SN15 is the source of this 828-nucleotide messenger RNA. The record is from the annotation of a RefSeq genome assembly. Lineage: Eukaryota; Fungi; Ascomycota; Dothideomycetes; Pleosporales; Phaeosphaeriaceae.
AUGCUAAAUUUAUAUAGAAGUAAUUUUCAGGCACAUCCUUUUCAUCUAGUUUCUCCUUCUCCAUGGCCUUUAUAUACAUCCAUUAGUUUAUUAAGCCUUACUACAUCCGCAGUUUUAUCUUUCCACGGGUUUGCUUAUGCAGAAUAUAAUUUAAUGUUAAGUUUAACAGUUUUAAUAUUAUCUAUGUCAUUCUGAUGAAGAGAUGUUAUAGCAGAGGAAAUAUAUUGGGUAAUUUUGACAUAUAUAGGUCAUCACACACUCGCCGUACAAAGAGGGUUGAACUUAGGUGUAGCUUUAUUUAUAGUAUCUGAAGCUUUAUUCUUCUUAGCCAUUUUUUGAACAUUUUUCCAUAGUGCUCUUUCUCCUGCAGUUGAAUUAGGUGCUAUGUGACCACCUAUGGGUAUUGAAGCUAUAGAUCCAUUUGAGCUACCACUGAUAAAUACAGUUAUUUUACUUUCUUCAGGGUUUACUGUUACAUAUGGACAUCACUUUUUAAUUAACGGUAACAGAAGUAAAACUUUAUACGGUUUAUUGUACACGGUUAUAUUAGCAACCAUUUUCACAGGGCUACAAGGUGUUGAAUACUCAGUUUCAUCAUUCACUAUCUCAGAUGGUGCCUUUGGAUCAUGUUUUUACUUUGGGACAGGGUUCCAUGGAUUACAUGUUAUGAUAGGAACAGCAUUUUUAGCAGUUGGUUUAUGACGUGUACUUGCAUACCACUUAACAAAUAAUCAUCAUCUAGGAUUAGAAGCGGGAAUACUUUACUGACACUUUGUUGAUGUUGUAUGACUAUUCUUAUUUGUAUCUAUAUACUACUGAGGAUCUUAA